AAUCCUGGGAUUCUGCUGCAAAUUCAUAGCUGCGCAGUACUUCUCUAACGGAUUUUCAUGGUAGCCAUGCAUUCAGCAGCUUGUCAAGGGUUGAUGUAAUCAUUGGGAAGCAGGUCUGUUGAUCACAGCGCACGUCCAGGAUUUGCUGCACUGGCGACUAUAGUCCUUGCUAUAGUGUUCGUGCCACGGAUCGAGCGAAUGCGGUGGCUGCAAUAAGGGACGAUUGAAAUAUGUCCUUUGCACAGUAGUCUAGGAGCGAUCCCACAGCAGCAUCUCCUGGGACAAUUCUGCAAGACACCUUGUACGAUCCAAUAUGGGGUCUGCAUUUGGCAAGGCCCAGCAGGGAAAGACCAUGCGAGGUGCCGCAUCAGGCAGUCCAGAGGAUGCCUGCAAGAAGGAGGCUUGCAAGAUCCAGGCCUGCCUCAGCAAAAACAAUUACAACCCCGAUGCCUGCACGAGGGAAAUCGACGCCCUGAAGCGGUGUUGCGAAGGCGUGCAGGGGAAGAGUGUGCACUGCGCAUUUGGGUCGCAGCUGCCUGCAUAGUAUGAGCGAGCCCGGGCCCCUUCAUCAACCCCUCAUCAACCCCCUGAUCAGCCCCUCAUGGAAACCUCUCUGGAGGAGGCCUCUCCUGUCCUGAGUACUGUGUUCUACGGGGAUGAAAACAAAAGGCAUCAUGUAGUGAGAGAUUUGAGGCUCAUCUAGUGCUUACUGCAUACUUGCAGAUUGGCUGCAUGUGCCUCAUUGCAAGUGAACAAACACGCGGGAAAAUGUGCAAUGGUAGGAUUUAUGCAACAUGAACCCAUGAGACUGAGAGGAGCUGCAAGGUUUGCUUCGAAAUGUCUUCUGUGACAUCCUUGAAUGGUAAUCACUCCAGGGCUGUAUACUAUAGUUUAAACCAACAUACGAGUGCCCUCCCUGGAGCAGCUCCACUUGACCAAGGUUUAGACCAAGCACCUGCCUCUGCACAU
Coccomyxa subellipsoidea C-169 is the source of this 969-nucleotide messenger RNA. RefSeq lists its product as hypothetical. The record is from RefSeq and is a predicted model, not a curated record. The transcript is spliced from 3 exons. Lineage: Eukaryota; Viridiplantae; Chlorophyta; Trebouxiophyceae; Coccomyxaceae. Bases 314 to 544 code for a protein of 76 amino acids.